AUGGGGGCAAAGACGCAGCCGCCUAUCAAUAUUGACGACCUCCUGUACAAGACGUACCACAUCAUGGCGCUGACGAGCGUGCAUUUCGCGACUGUUCGGUGUCGACACCAACACAGUUGCCUUAGGAAGAUGAUGUCGUCGACGUCCGCACGGCCCAGGACUCUGGUUGAGUCUGAGGGUUAUAUGAGGCGCCCCGACUCCCUAAAAUGGAAGGAUAUCGAGCUUUACAUGGUGAAGCACCCGGAGAACCUGGCAUGUCAGACGCUUCUUAUGAGGGUUAAGCACCGGCUUAACAAAGGCAAAAGAAACAAGGGUGUCGCCCCGGUCUUUACGUAUACCGAAAGGAAUGACAACCUUGGACUAUGUGUCAUUCAAGAUAUCUUGGAAUUUGCCUUUCGCGAUGAUGCCUUUGCUAGCCAGUAUAUCAAGAAGCCGAGGGAUAUCUGGCGCUACACCCACGUGCCAAACCACCGACUCAGCACCCCUAUUCAUUUCAAGGAGGAAGUCCAAGAGAUCCCGGUAUUUCGUCGUGCGAUAAAGGAUGCAGAAGGGCGGUGGAUUACACAUCCAACAAGUGGCUUGCCCUAUAAAAAGCUCCAGGAAGAUGAAGUGGCUACAAGCAAGUCAGACGGAUCCAAGGACCCCGGUUCUUUAUAUAAAUAUCGCAAAGGGGCUGCUGCAAACUUCAGGCACUUGGAUGAACACUCCAGAAAUGUUAUCAUGGGCCAUAGCCGGAGCCACACAUUUGCGUACUAUGUUCAGGUCCAAGACGACACCCAAUCUGCCUUUAUGGACGCGUCUGUGCCGCAACACUUGAGUGAUGAGAAGAAACAAGAGAUCGAGCAACUCACUGAGCUCACUGAACUGAAGCGCAAGCGGGACCAACUCCGGCGCGAUUUGAUCGCACAGUACCAUCAGCUGCACAAGGCUCGAGGGACCACGCUAUACUCCGAAUUUGAAAGGGCCCAGAGUCAGGUGAGAGCGAGAAGAAAGAAGUUACAUAAAGCUGCCAAAGAUGAGCAGCAUGACAAUUUCUUCAAGCAUGUCGGAAACCGCAUCGUCGAGGGAAACUACAAGGGACAACCCCUUACCUUCGAGCCCGACGUAUCCCAUGUUGUUCCGGAGAGGAAAGCUCUUGCUGACCUUGAAUUCAAGAAUCGGGAUGUGGAUAAGAUCAGUGACGCCGAGCUGCUUGAGGAUCGUAUCCGCUCCCUUGAGAUGCGACUGGCCCUCUAUCACCUGGAGGUACCGAAAACACUGCAGAAACGCAUCAAUUUUCGUGAACCUUCGCCUGAAAUGGCCAUAUGUCCGGAAAUAUCAGAUAGCCUUCCGCUUGAGAGCAAAAGUGGACUUGAGUGUCCAGUAUGCCUUGGUCGUCCUGGCUUGCAUUCGCGCGCAAGACGGUACAUCUAUGCCCGGAAAGAUACGCUGCAGAGGCACUUCGAAACGCACAACUUGAAACAGAAAUUUCCAAAAGGGCGUACAUGUGAUUAUCCCGGAUGCGAGGAGGUCUUCUACGCCCUCUCCAAGUAUAAGCUUCACUUGGAUAUGGUACACAAGAUUUCUCUAUAG
Molecule: messenger RNA, 1572 nt
Organism: Monascus purpureus
Lineage: Eukaryota; Fungi; Ascomycota; Eurotiomycetes; Eurotiales; Aspergillaceae
Source: the annotation of a GenBank genome assembly